Lemur catta (Ring-tailed lemur) is the source of this 1186-nucleotide messenger RNA. RefSeq names its product G protein-coupled receptor 20 (gene GPR20). The record is from RefSeq and is a predicted model, not a curated record. Gene Ontology annotation, molecular function: G protein-coupled receptor activity. Gene Ontology annotation, biological process: positive regulation of Rho protein signal transduction; phospholipase C-activating G protein-coupled receptor signaling pathway. Lineage: Eukaryota; Metazoa; Chordata; Mammalia; Primates; Lemuridae. Bases 52 to 1134 code for a protein of 360 amino acids. The transcript has 2 exons. Gene Ontology annotation, cellular component: membrane.
CCUGUCUCCAGCUGCUGGGGCGAAGGCCGGCUGGGCUGUGCUGGCGCCGUCAUGCCCUCCGCAUCUCCAGCAGAGCCCUUGGCCGUGGCAGCCCCCAAUGCCACGGCGGUGGUGGCGGUGUGGACCAAUGUCAGCGUGCCCGAGACGCCCCUGUUCCACCUGUUUGCACUGCUGGACGAGGAGCUGCAUGCCGCCUUCCCAGGCCUGUGGCUGGCGCUGAUGGCAGUACAUGGCGCCAUCUUCCUGGCGGGGCUGGUGCUCAAUGGGUUGGCGCUCUACGUCUUUUGCUGCCGCACCGGGGCCAGGACACCAUCAGUCAUCUACACGAUCAACCUGGUGGUGACCGACCUGCUGGUGGGCCUGUCCCUGCCCACGCGCUUCGCGGUCUUCUACGGCGCGCGUGGCUGCCUGCGCUGCGCCUUCCCGCACGUCCUCGGCUACUUCCUCAACAUGCACUGCUCUAUCCUCUUCCUCACCUGCAUCUGCGUGGACCGCUACCUGGCCAUCGUGAAGCCUGAGGGCUCCCGCCGCUGGCGCCAGCCUGCCUGUGCCAGGGCCGUGUGCGCCUUCGUGUGGCUGGCUGCAGGUGCCGUGACCCUGUCCGUGCUGGGCGUGACAGCCAGCGGCCGGCCCUGCUGCCGCAUGUUCGCGCUGACGGUCCUGGAGUUCCUGUUACCGCUGCUGGUCAUCAGCGUGUUCACCGGCCGCAUCAUGUGCGCGCUGUCGCGGCCAGGCCUGCUGCGCCAGGGCCGCCAGCGCCGCGUGCGGGCCAUGCAGCUGCUGCUCACAGUGCUCGUCAUCUUCUUUGUCUGCUUCACACCCUUCCACGCCCGCCAGGUGGCUGUGGCGCUGUGGCCUGACAUGCCACGCCAUUCAAGCCUCGUGGCCUACCACGUGGCCGUGACCCUCAGCAGCCUCAACAGCUGCAUGGACCCCAUUGUCUACUGCUUCGUCACCAGUGGCUUCCAGGCCACCGUCCGUGGCCUCUUCCGGCGGCGUGGAGCGGAGUACACGCCCAGCAGCAGCAACGUGGUCAGCAUGAACAAGAGCUCCAAGGGCUCUGGCCACCAUCACGUCCUCAGCGCCGGCCCUCGUGCCCUCACCCAGGCCCUGGCCAACGGGCCCGAGGCUUAGGGGGCUCUGCAAGGGGCCAGAAGCGCGGCUCUGCUCAGCCUGCCAGCCCAGA